Molecule: messenger RNA, 2223 nt
Organism: Chaetomium globosum CBS 148.51
Lineage: Eukaryota; Fungi; Ascomycota; Sordariomycetes; Sordariales; Chaetomiaceae
Exons: 4
Coding region: 1-2223 (740 amino acids)
Molecular function (GO): protein binding
Source: RefSeq, a predicted model, not a curated record
AUGGGUAGCGAGAUCAAACGCUGGCAACAGUCCGUGGUGCGUGAUGGCAGCACGGAAACUUCGUCAUCCAAGCGAGACGGAUUUACCUCACGUCUCAGCAAAGCAGCGUGUCAACUAUUCCAUCUCUGUCUCGACCAGGGUGAUCUUGGAACCAUCGGACCCCACCGCCGUGAGCUCAGUCGCGUCUAUGGAUACUUGCAGCUGUGGUGCGAUGGUUACGGUGCGCUGACCGGGGACCUUGACGUUGCCCUAUCCGAAUCAAAAAGGCUGCGACGUGACACCUACCGUCUGUUAGUGAGCAUAUGUCAUAUUAUGGCGGAUAUCGACCUUGACAACGACUGGCAGCGCGGGCUACACAAUGAAGCGGCCCGGACCCGGGAUCUAAUCGAAGAGGCAACGUUUGCCAAUGGCGGCGACGAUGGCAGUGAUUCGGGGAGCGACUCUGGAAGCGACACGUCGUCCGUAACAAGUGACUUCAAUAUCGAGGAGAUCACAAAGGAUCUCAAAACCGAUAUUCUUUGCCUGGUUGAGUUAGGUCCCAGAUACAAAGAGCCCAUUCGAGACAGAACUGUCGAGGAGCAGCCUGUAUUGCCAUCGCUAGCAAUGAACUGGGAUCCGGCCGAACACCUAGCGUCCCGCAUACGACACCGUUAUCCCGAUGGAGAUGCUCUCUUGGCUCAUGUCUUCGGCAAGAUGAACUGGGAAAGGGCCAAAAGAUUAUAUGCCGCGAGAGAGGCGAACGCCCGGGCAGUCGAACGGCCAUCAAUACAACUUGCCGCAGCGUCCGAGGCAAAGGGAACCCAUAUGUGGCUGCGCCUGCCAAUUGCCGGAGGCCAACUGGAAGUCAUCCUGGAAAUAGCAUGCCCUCUUUGCCAGGAGCACAUCGGCAGCGAGGGAAUAGCCCAUCUAGCACGGCACCUUGAGGAGAUCUCAUUAACCAUCCUCCCGACAAACACGGAAUCCGACGACGAAUCCGACGGGAAUCCGGGGGAGGGCCCGGAGGGGUCAAAGGAUGGACCCAAUAUCCCCGACGGAACAUUCGCGAAGUCCCCCGAGGAUCCAACAUCAUCAGAAGGCUCCCGAACCCCUGCAACAAGCAAACCCGGCGGGCAACACAACGGACCCGCGUGGUCCCGGGCCAUUGCUUUGUACGAUCUCAAGCCUGCGCGAGCGAGCGAGCUUCCAUUGGUGAAAGGCCAAGACUUAUGGGUCCUAAAAUUAGCGGAAAGGGCCCCAGGUGCAGCCUGGAUUCCAGCCUUAAGUGACCAAGGACAACGCCAAGGUUGGGUGCCACGCUCGUAUGCAAGGUUGAUAAGGAACAACAAGAGUCUUGCCGAAGGCGAUGGCCCAGAACUGCCACACCCAAGUACUGAGUUUGAAUUUCAUACUCAAUGGGGAGAGAGCUACCAAGCUGCCUUGCCUUCUGCAUAUCCGCCGCUUUCUCCUAUUCAAGAACCCCGGGAAAAUAUCGGAGUCAGCAAGUUAGACGGUGCAGGGGCAGAUGAGACCAGUACGACAGGCAACGCAAAUGACAGUGAGACCGCGGUUCUACCGCAUCCACUUGAUGCACCGGAAGAGCCGGGGGGAGGCGUUGACGAGAGGCCAAACAAUAGUCAUUUUAUCCUAUUUGAGGAUGUUAAAUACCACUUGGUGAACGUUCCACCGAAUCCACUCGGUGCACCAGAGAACCCAAAGGGAGGCGUUGACGAUAGGCCAAACAACGGCGAUUUUGUCCUGUUUGAGGGAGUCAGGGACGACUUGGUGUACUUCCCACCGCUGUUUGAUGAUACGGAAGCACCACGCGCCUCGCAAGAGUUGUCGGAGGCAAUUCAUGGGGAUGGUCCGCGCGAGGACUCAAGACACCCGGUGCCCUGGUCGCUGUUUACGUGCCCUGAACCAGGAUGCAACUUCAGGUCACGCAAAGAAAACUUGGAGCGUCACCGACGGAGGCACGGGUAUGACGGAGAGGGUUGGGCUUGCAUGGAGCGUGGUUGUGGCACUCGUUGGUCGACCAAGGAAUUGCUGAACCAACACCGAAGCGAAACGCACGCAAAACCCGAAAUUGACACCGAGGCAGAGUUCCACAAACCUAGGCCUGGAGUAAGCAGGGAAGCAGGGAGCUCGUCUUCCUCGAAACGAGGGCCCGGCGAGGACAGCGAUAUGCAGGCGCUCUUUCGAUCAUCAUAUGGAAGAGUGACAGGAAAGAAAAAAGACAUUGGUUAG